This is a messenger RNA of Suncus etruscus (white-toothed pygmy shrew), 1080 nucleotides long. RefSeq names its product zinc finger protein 583. Gene Ontology annotation, cellular component: nucleus. The transcript has a single exon. Lineage: Eukaryota; Metazoa; Chordata; Mammalia; Eulipotyphla; Soricidae. The record is from RefSeq and is a predicted model, not a curated record. Bases 2 to 874 code for a protein of 290 amino acids.
AAUGCACACCUCACUCAGCACCAGAGAGUUCACACUGGCAAAAAAACCGUAUCAGUGUAAAGAAUGUAAAAAAGCCUUCAGCCAGAUUGCACACCUGACUCAGCACCAGAGAGUGCAUACUGGAGAGAGACCUUUUGAAUGUGCUGACUGUGGGAAGGCCUUUAGAAAUGGCUCGUUUCUUGCUCAGCAUCAGAGAAUUCAUACAGGAGAGAAGCCUUAUGUAUGCAGUGUGUGUGGCAAAGCCUUUAGCCACCAUGGAUACUUAAUUGUGCAUCAAAGAAUUCACACUGGAGAAAGGCCUUACCAGUGUAAGGAAUGUAGGAAAGCCUUCAGCCAGUACGCACACCUAGCUCAACACCAGAGAGUUCACACCGGAGAGAAACCUUUCGAAUGUAAAGUCUGCAGAAAAGCCUUCAGCCAGGUCUCGUACCUUGAUCAACAUCAGAGGGUCCAUACGGGGGAGAAACCAUAUGAAUGUAUUGAAUGUGGGAAAGCCUUUAGUAAUAGUUCAUCACUGGCACAACAUCAAAGAAGUCAUACUGGAGAAAAGCCCUACACGUGUAAGGAAUGUAGAAAAACAUUCAGCCAGAAUGCAGGCUUGGCACAGCACCAGAGAAUUCACACUGGGGAAAAGCCUUAUGAAUGUAAUAUUUGUGGCAAAGCCUUUAGCUACAGUGGGUCUCUUACUCUACAUCAAAGAAUUCAUAGGGGAGAGAGACCUUUCGAGUGUAAGGAUUGCAGGAAAUCUUUCAGGCAGUGUGCACACCUUGCUCAUCAUGAAAGAAUCCAUACAGUGGAAUCAUUCUUGACUCUGUCCUUUCCCUCACACCCCAUGUCCAAUCAGUUGCCAAGACCUAUAGGUUUUAUCUCCUGAAUAAUUCCUGGAAUCCAAUUACUUUUUUUCCCUUUACAUCUCUUCAUUUUUGUCCAAUAUGCAAUAAUUUAUUUGAGCUGGACUAUGGAAAUAACUUUCUAAUUGGUCUUUCUAUAUUUAACAAUUUCUCUGUACUUUUUUCCAAAUUGCAGCUGAACAUGCAUUUACAUGUUUGUCAUAAGCAGGGGAGAAUGCUCAGGUGAUAA